Messenger RNA from Serendipita indica DSM 11827, 2052 nucleotides. The record is from the annotation of a GenBank genome assembly. Lineage: Eukaryota; Fungi; Basidiomycota; Agaricomycetes; Sebacinales; Serendipitaceae.
AUGUCCGACGCGUAUGGCAGCCCCCGCAAUUCUCAGCGCACCACUCGUGCUUCAUUUUCUAGUUCUCCACAUUCCGUAACGCCGCUGGCACGUGCGCAAUGGCCUUGGGUCCAGACAGCCUCUGCACGCAACAUCAGCUGCCGCUCAGUCGUGGACUGCUGGACCAUCGCGACAACCAACAAUGCAACCAACUCCGUCGUCGAGGAUUACAGCAUUCGCCAGUGGACAUUCUCGGCAUUCGAAUGGACCAUUCCCAAUGUUACAGAGCUGAGGCGGUUUGUCGAGGAGCAAAACGGAGUCACACCACUUCGAAGCGACGAAAGUCAACCAGGUCAACCUAGUGAGAUUCCUAGGAUUCUCCAAGAGACGCCUCUCGUUGGUGACGGCAAGUUCAAACUGGAAGUGAAUCGUGCUCUCACUGGAGACGACAACACAUCAACGACAGGCACCUACCCACCACCAAGCGAUUCUGGUCCUUCAGAAUUGCUCAAUAUUUCAUCUUCAGCAGACACGCCCCCUGCGACGCUCUCUAUAUGUCUCACUUCAUUGCAACUGGACUAUUACCCAGAAUGCGAACUGUCCACCACUAUCAUGGUCGGAGUCAAGGCCAACACCAACUUUUCAGGCCAACGUGGAGCCAGAACACAGUUUAUUUGGGAAGCAUGGGAGGACUUUGUUUUCCGCAGGGGAAGCGAGUUCUGGGAAUGUUCCCUGCCCGCGUUAGGAAAACUACUCGAGAACCCCCACAUCGCUGCGAGUGAUGCAUUUACACUCUCAAUUCAGAUUCAUACCCCUCUCGGUCCAUACUAUCCUCAACAACCAUCUGCGUACUACGUACCCAAGGAUCUUCUGGACGGAGUGGAGGCAUCCUUGGACAAUGCAAACACCGGGGAUGUACAAUUUGUAUGUCUGGAGCGCUUUAUUCCGGAUGAAGGUUCACAGGCGACAUCCGUUGAGCACCGAAGGGACUCGUCUGCAUCGUCUUCUGGUUCGCCAUCCUUUACCGCUCGCAAGCGAAUCAUCUAUGCACAUAGCGACAUCCUCGUCCGUCGCUCAGAGUAUUUUGCAACUCUGAUCUCUUCUUCAUUCCGUGAAAACGCCCCUGGCUCUGCCAUGCUGGAGCGAGAGCGUGGCAAGACUAUGCACACCAUCGUUGUGGAGGAAGCCGACUUCGUCACCGUCUACUGGCUUCUCAAGUACCUCUACUGUGAUUGGCUUCUCUUCCGGGAACGAGACGAUCCCAGAGCGGCCGUCGAUGGGAUUGGAGCAGGAUGGAGUGCUCGUUGGCUUUCUCAAGGCAACGAAUGGGAAUGGAAGACGCUUUCAUCAAAGACACGCCAAUUUGAGGACCAGAUCGAUAGGGAGGACGAUGGGACGUCCAAGAGCGUAACCUCGGAAAGCGCAACGAGCAUCGUCAGUGGGGUGUCUCAACCGAGCAAGGGUAUCAAUGCUCUUUCUCCCAGCUCAUCCGCUAGAACGCCAUCUAGAGUCAGCAACUCUUCUCAUCUCCGCACAUCCAGCAGCCAUGGUAGCACAUCCGCGCAAAGGAAGCCCGCUAAACUGGUCACUUCUGGCGUUCCCGUAGUGCCCCCACCGCGCUCGCCUUCGGCGUCUGCCCGCUCGUCUCCACCACAUGGACUGUACUACUCUAUGUCUCCUUCGCAGACUCGUGCACACUCCAACCGAGUGAUGGACCCGCAUCCUCAUCCAACGCCGUCCCCAAUCGCUGCGUCUGCGCUGAGUAUUUAUCAGAUAGCGCACAGAUAUGGUAUCCCCGGACUACAGCAGCUCGCAUUGGACCAUAUGAUGAGUACACUCUCCCCGCCUACUUCCUUCCCUCUGUUGUUGGCCACUUGCUUCUGGACAGAGUUGCACGGGAUGGUCCAGGAUUAUGUUGUCGAAAAUUGGCAAGCUGUGUCAAGUAGCGACGAGUUUGAGUCGUGCUGCCAAGAGGUCGCCACCGGAGAAUGGGGCACAGAGGGGGGAAAGACGCUCGCGUCCCUGUUCCGUAGACUUCAUUCACCCAGUUCCAUCCGAUAUGCACCUUCGUGA